Arabis nemorensis is the source of this 687-nucleotide messenger RNA. Lineage: Eukaryota; Viridiplantae; Streptophyta; Magnoliopsida; Brassicales; Brassicaceae. The record is from the annotation of a GenBank genome assembly.
AUGAUCCCUGAUUUUUUGUUAGGUAUUUCUCGUGACUCCAUCCACAAGAGGCGUGCGACUGGAGGCAAGCAGAAGCUAUGGAGGAAGAAGCGAAAGUAUGAGAUGGGAAGGCAGCCUGCCAACACCAAGUUGUCAAGCAACAAGACGGUCAGGAGAAUCAGGGUUCGUGGAGGUAAUGUCAAGUGGCGUGCGUUGAGGCUCGAUACUGGUAACUACUCUUGGGGAAGCGAAGCAGUUACCCGCAAGACCAGAGUCCUUGAUGUGGUCUACAAUGCAUCCAACAAUGAACUUGUUCGUACUAAAACUCUUGUUAAGAGUGCCAUCGUUCAGGUGGAUGCUGCUCCCUUCAAGCAGUGGUAUCUCAGCCACUACGGUGUUGAGGUUGGCCGUAAGAAGAAGGCUGCUGCUUCUGCCACCAAGAAGGAAGGAGAGGAAGUCGAAGAGGUAGCUGCUGCUGAGGAGACCAAGAAGAGCAACCAUGUCCAGAGAAAGAUCAAGGAGCGUCAAGAAGGUCGCAAUCUUGAUUCACACAUUGAGGACCAGUUUUCAAGCGGUCGUUUGUUGGCUUGUAUCUCUUCAAGGCCCGGGCAGUGCGGACGUGCUGAUGGAUACAUAUUGGAAGGCAAAGAGUUGGAAUUCUACAUGAAGAAGAUUCAGAAGAAGAAGGGAAAGGGUGCUACUGCUUAG